Molecule: messenger RNA, 744 nt
Organism: Pistacia vera
Lineage: Eukaryota; Viridiplantae; Streptophyta; Magnoliopsida; Sapindales; Anacardiaceae
Product: outer envelope pore protein 16, chloroplastic-like
Exons: 6
Coding region: 53-493 (146 amino acids)
Biological process (GO): protein import into chloroplast stroma
Cellular component (GO): chloroplast outer membrane
Molecular function (GO): amino acid transmembrane transporter activity
Source: RefSeq, a predicted model, not a curated record
AGAAAAAUAUCAGAGCCAAGUGAAAGUGUGAGUGAAGAAAAGAACAAGAAAGAUGCCGAGCAGCAGGUUUUCAGGUUCUUUAUCAGCCCCGAAAGUUGAUGUGGCUAUAGACAUGGGCAAUCCAUUUCUCAAUGUCACCGUCGAUGGUUUCUUGAAGGCUGGAACUGUGGCAGCUGCAAGAUCAGCCGCAGAGGAUGCAUUUCACAUCGUCAAAAGCGGGAGUUUUUCGAGUCACAAUUUGGAGAAAAGUUUGAAGAAGAUGUGUAAAGAAGGUGCAUAUUGGGGAACUGUAGCUGGAGUUUAUGUGGGAAUGGAGUAUGGAGCAGAAAGGCUUCGUGGAACCAAAGACUGGAAGAAUGCCAUGGUUGGGGGUGCUUUGACCGGGGCUCUGAUCUCAGCAGCUACCAACAAAAGCAAAGACAAGGUUGUGAUAGAUGCCAUCACAGGAGGAGCCAUUGCAACUGCUGCAGAAUUCCUCAGUUACCUCACCUGAAACGGGGAAUUGAAGUUCUUUCUUUAUCUCGAGUAGUUAUUUUAUGUUUAUGUUUCUCUCAUCUCUUCAUAAGAACCAUAAUAAUGUCAAAAUAACGAAGACAUUUCUCAUCUGGUUGUAAAAGUCUUUGCUUAAAGGACAGAGAUGGUGUGCUGAGUUGAAAAACCAGCAGUGACAUUUUUUUUUUUUUUUUUUUUUCCUCAAAUUAGAAUUUUUACCUUGGUUAAAUAAUAUCGUUUUAUUAUGAUGAA